CUGUCAACAGCGGAGCCUCUCUCUUAUUUUUUCACUCAGGAGCGCGCACGCAGGCGAGAAGUCACACUAGCCGACCCACCGCGGCGAACGCUGCAUUCCUUGGCGCGCGCGUGCCCGAGCCUCUGACGGCAUAGCGUGACGGCUUUCUAUUUUCUGUUUCCUCCCGCUCCCUUAUUCCGGCCUCCCUGAUCCUACGUCACCGCCAUCCAUCCACCCACCCCCUCUCUCCUGUGAUUAUCGCGAAUCGUGGCUUCUCUCUCGCGCGCGCGCUUCCCUACUCGCGCAACUUCGGAGAGAGAGAGAGCGAGCAAUACCCAGCCUGCAAUUCAAAGUAGACUUCUCUCCGGACCCGGUUCGUGCUGCCUCUUGUGUCCCCAGGAAUGAGAAGCGAUGUCCGGCUCUGGCAACGAGGAGAAAACCUUCCGAAGGUUCCUGGAGCUCUUCCUCCGGGAGAUGAGGCCCCCGCUGCAGGAGGACCAGCCGCUCCCGAUGCGCCCUUUGUCGGAUCUCAUAUCGGAGGACGAAGUGGAGGGAGAGUGCAUCGACCUGUGUCUUCAGCACCUGUGCAAAUAUAACUGCCCGUUCUCCUUGGCGUCAGGGCUGGCACGUGGCACAGCUGAUGCCGUCCUGCAGAGUGACCUGUCUGGGUACCAGAACAGCAAACCCACCGAGGAGGGCACUGAGCCAUUCCCCCAGCUGGACUCGGUGAAGGUGGCUCGACUGGCGUUUAAUAAGCUGUUCGACACAUGCUACUCAUGGCUGAAGGAGUUUCCAUACCGGCGCCGAGCGCAGCCGUACUACGAGACGUCCAUCCACGCCAUCAAAAACAUGAGGCGCAAGAUGGAGGACAAGCAUGUCGUCAUCCCCGAAUUCAACAGACUCUUCAACCUGCAGGAUCAGGAGGAGCAGGCAUACUUCGCCGUGUUUGACGGUCAUGGGGGCGUGGACGCUGCCACCUACGCCGCCAACCACCUGCACGUGAACCUGGUGCGGCAGGAGAUGUUCCGCCAGGACCCCGCAGAGGCCCUCUGCAGAGCCUUCCGCGUCACCGACGAGCGCUUCGUACAGAAAGCAUCGCGGGAGCACCUGCGCUGCGGUACCACCGGCGUGGUGACGUUUGUGCGCGGCCGCACGCUGUACGUGGCCUGGCUGGGAGACUCUCAGGUGAUGCUGGUCAGGAGGGGCCAGCCAGUGGAGCUCAUGAAGCCUCACAAGCCAGACAGAGAGGAUGAGAAGCAGAGAAUUGAGGCACUUGGGGGGUGUGUUAUCUGGUUUGGCACAUGGAGGGUCAACGGCAGCUUGUCCGUAUCCAGAGCUAUCGGCGACUCCGAGCAUAAGCCCUAUAUCUGCGGCGAUGCUGACCACAGCGCGUUCCCGCUGGACGGCUCGGAGGAUUACCUGAUCCUGGCGUGCGACGGCUUCUACGACACGGUCAACCCGGACGAGGCGGUGCGCAUCGUGAGCGACCACCUGACGGAGAACUCGGGCGACACGGCCAUGGUGGCGCACAAGCUGGUGGCGUGCGCGCGCGACGCAGGGUCAAGCGACAACAUCACCGUCAUCGUGGUGUUCCUGCGUGACCCCCGCACCCCUCUGUCCACCACUGACCCCCAUACGCCCGGCGACGAGGCGCCCGCGCCCGAAGACCAGACCGCCCAGGAGGAAGAGGAGGCCGAAGACCCGGCGCCCGGGGAGACGGGUUGCCAUGACGGCGGCGAGGGAGGAGGCGGGAAGGGCCGCGCGGCCGGCUGGCCACUGCAGCAGUGCUCGGCGCCGGCGGACCUGGCCUACGAGGACCGCAUGGAUUCCUUCACGGACAGAACUAGCCUGAGUCGGACCGGGCCCAGCCUCGACAUCGAGGGCGGCAGCGGCAGCGGGAGCGGCGCCCUGCGGCUGCCCGUGCUAUCCCAUCAGCCCCCACGACGGGCCUUCUGCACCCCUGAGCUGCUGGAGGUGCCGGGGCAGGUGUGGUCAUGGCGAGCGAGUGCGGAGGAUGAGGGGCUGUGCGUGUACCGCUCCCGCGGGCACCUCCCACCACGCCGCUCCGACGGACUGCUGCUGCCCGCCCCCAUCCUGUUGCCCACGGCAACGCUCCAGCAGUCCCGCGGAGAUCGCCGUCGGCGAAGGAUGAAGCGCCCGCCCCUCAGGAGGGCUGGGCCAAUAGGCCGGCUUGUCUCAGGCCCCUCCCCCCAGAGGCUGCUGUGGGGCCAGUCCCCCCCGGCCCUGGAGUUCCAGCUGGGCCCUUGAUGGGGCCCCUCGACCCCCCCACGGCCCACUACUGCCCCCUACUGCCCCAGCACUCACCCCUCCACCCUCCCCCCUGGGGCAACAAGACUCCUCAUCCCGCAGCCAUUCCAUCCUCCCUCACACACACACACACACACACUCACACACACACUCACACACACUCACACACACUCACGCACGCACUCACUCACUCACACACGCACGCACGC
Messenger RNA from Alosa sapidissima (American shad), 2456 nucleotides. It is a transcript of the gene ppm1e, whose product is annotated as protein phosphatase, Mg2+/Mn2+ dependent, 1E. Gene Ontology annotation, molecular function: cation binding; protein serine/threonine phosphatase activity. Gene Ontology annotation, biological process: protein dephosphorylation; negative regulation of protein kinase activity. The record is from RefSeq and is a predicted model, not a curated record. Lineage: Eukaryota; Metazoa; Chordata; Actinopteri; Clupeiformes; Clupeidae.